UUCCGGGCGGAUCGCGCGAGGAGGAACGCGUUGGGGCCGGGGUUCCCAGGACUUUGAAGAGGACGGGCACGAGCAACCAUGGCUGGGCCUCGCAUCCCGGUACCCAGGCUGGAGGGAGUUUCGCAGGAGCAAUUCAUGGAGCAGCUAUACCCUCAGAGAAAGCCUCUAGUGUUGGAAGGAAUUGAUUUGGGGGCAUGUACAAGCAGAUGGACAGUGGAUUACCUAAGCCAAGUUGGAGGGAGGAAAGAGGUGAAGAUUCAUGUUGCUGCAGUUGCCCAGAUGGACUUCAUUAGUAAGAACUUUGUAUAUAGAACUUUACCUUUUGACAAGUUGGUCCAGAGAGCAGCUGAAGAAAAGCAUAAAGAAUUCUUUAUUUCAGAGGAUGAGAAGUACUAUCUUCGAUCACUUGGAGAAGACCCUAGAAAGGAUGUUGCAGAUAUCAGAAAGCAAUUUCCUUUAUUGGAAGGAGAUAUUAAGUUUCCACAAUUCUUCAAAGAAGAGCAGUUCUUUUCCAGUGUUUUUCGAAUUAGCUCACCAGGGUUACAGCUUUGGACCCACUAUGAUGUAAUGGAUAACUUCUUAAUACAAGUAACAGGAAAAAAGCGUGUUGUACUGUUCAGUCCACGAGAUGCCCAAUAUUUAUAUUUAUCAGGUACUAAAUCAGAAGUACUGAAUAUAGAUAACCCAGACUUAGCUAAAUAUCCACUGUUUUCCAAGGCAAGAUGGUAUGAAUGUUCCCUUAAAGCUGGAGAUGUAUUAUUCAUUCCUGCUUUAUGGUUCCAUAAUGUAAUUUCUGAAGAGUUUGGAGUGGGAGUGAAUGUCUUCUGGAAGCACCUUCCAUCUGAAUGCUAUGAUAAAACAGAUACCUAUGGAAACAAAGAUCCCACAGCAGCAUCAAGAGCUGCACAAAUUUUGGACAGAGCCUUAAAAACCCUGGCUGAAUUACCAGAGGAAUAUAGGGACUUUUAUGCCCGGCGAAUGGUCUUGCACAUUCAAGACAAAGCCUACAGCAAAAACUUUGAAUAAAUAAUGAAGUGACUGCAAUGAACAUAAACUUUUAAAUACAGUUCAGCUCAAAUAUUGGAAAAGUAUAAUAAGAUAUAAAUUAUUUUUUAAAGAUUUAUUCUUUGUUGAAAUAGGAAAGAUAAAUCAAUCUCAAGACUUAUAGAUUAAAUAAGUAUGAAGGCCUGUUUGUUUGGUACCUACUUAAUACAGACUGUUUUGAAUGAAA
Messenger RNA from Vicugna pacos (alpaca), 1231 nucleotides. RefSeq names its product tRNA-yW synthesizing protein 5 (gene TYW5). Gene Ontology annotation, molecular function: tRNA binding. The record is from RefSeq and is a predicted model, not a curated record. Lineage: Eukaryota; Metazoa; Chordata; Mammalia; Artiodactyla; Camelidae. Gene Ontology annotation, biological process: wybutosine biosynthetic process.